Messenger RNA from Periophthalmus magnuspinnatus, 2049 nucleotides. RefSeq names its product guanylate cyclase soluble subunit beta-2-like. The record is from RefSeq and is a predicted model, not a curated record. Gene Ontology annotation, biological process: response to oxygen levels; cGMP biosynthetic process. Gene Ontology annotation, molecular function: heme binding; guanylate cyclase activity. Gene Ontology annotation, cellular component: guanylate cyclase complex, soluble. NCBI's taxonomy places the organism in Eukaryota, Metazoa, Chordata, Actinopteri, Gobiiformes, Gobiidae.
AUGAGGUUUCUUGAGCCUUACGGCUUCAUCAACAGCUGUCUGCAGUCUUUGGUGGUGGAGCGGUUUGGACAGGAGACAUGGAACACACUCAGUUCUCUGGCAGGACUGCAGGAUCCCUUUAUGACCUACACUGUCUACGACGACGCUGUGACUCUUAAACUGGUGCAAGAGGCCUGUGCGUUGUUGGACGUGCAGCCGGACGAGCUGCUCAGACUCUUUGGAGAACACUUCUUUAGCUUCUGUAAACAGGCCGGCUACGAUACCAUGCUGAGGACACUAGGGGGCGAUCUCGUUGAGUUUAUACAGAAUCUGGAUGCCUUGCACUGCUACCUGGCUUUGUCCUACCAGGAGAUGAACGCUCCUUCGUUCCGUGUGGAGGUGACGGAAGAGGAGGACAUGUUACUUCACUACUACUCAGACCGGAAAGGACUCUACCACAUAGUUCCAGGCAUUAUCGGAGCAGUGGCUAAGGACUUCUUUGACAGCAGUGUGAGGAUGGUAGUACUGGAGCAGACUGAGGAGGAGCAGAGGACUGGAAAACAGGAACAUGUGGUAUUCCUGGUCCAAGUGGCAAAAUCUUCCAGAAAAAUCCAACACAAAUCAAGUUAGUCCAUAUACUGCCAACCCCAGCGCUCCUGUACUCCAUGUUACCCUGAGAGGUUAUGGAUAGAGGAGAAAUCGUUCUGCAAUGCGUUUCCUUUUCAUUUGGUGUUUGACGCAAAUCUCAAAGUACACCAGGUUGGAGUCAACAUCUAUAAGUUUUUUCCUGGUCUGCUUAGCGACAGUGCCACAGUGGACCAAUACUUCACUUUGGUUCAUCCUCAGGUGACCUUUACCAUUGAGAGCAUCAGACAGUUCAUCAACAGUCAGUUUGUGCUGGAGAGCUGUGGAGAGAGGAGCUCCAUCAAACUCAGAGGUCAGAUGCUGUGGAUGGACUCUCUGGGCUGCAUGUUGUACCUGUGUUCUCCUAAACUGCGGAGUCUCCAGGAGCUCCAGGAGUCAGGGCUGCACCUGGCCGACCUGGCCCAGCACGACGUCACCCGAGACCUAGUACUGCUCAACCAACAGAGGCUGGCCGAGAUGGAGCUCACCAAUCAGCUGGAACGCAAGAAGGAAGAGCUGAGGAUCCUGUCCCACUUCCUCGAGGUGGAGAAAGAGAAGACGGAGAUGCUGCUGUACGCCAUGCUGCCACGCCACAUCGCCAACCAGCUCAAAGACGGCAAGAGCGUGGAAGCUGGAGAGUUUGAAGUAUGCACCAUCUUGUUCAGUGAUGUGGUUACGUUCACAAACAUCUGCUCUGCCUGUGAGCCCAUCCAGAUCGUGCAUAUGCUCAAUUCUAUGUAUUCCAAAUUCGACCGGCUCACCAGCGUACACGAUGUCUACAAGGUGGAGACGAUUGGUGAUGCAUACAUGGUGGUGGGCGGAGUUCCGGUUCCCACGGUGACACAUGCUCAUAAUGUGGCCAAUUUCGCCCUAGGAAUGAGGAUCGCUGCCAGGGAUGUCACCAACCCUGUCACUGGGGACCCCAUCCAGAUCCGCGUGGGGGUGCACACAGGGCCUGUCCUGGCUGGGGUGGUGGGACAGAAGAUGCCCCGGUACUGUCUAUUUGGGGACACGGUCAACACAGCGUCCAGGAUGGAGAGCCAUGGAGUACCUGACCACAUCCACCUCAGUGCCUCCACCUACAGUGAGUUAAAGGACUCUGAGUUUGUCUUAGAAGAGCGUGGACAGGUUGAGGUAAAAGGCAAAGGGCUGAUGACCACCUACUUUCUGCUCAAGAACCUCAGACUGUCUGAAGACGCCAUUAUGGGACGAGAAGACUCACACUACCCAGUCUAUCCUGAGAACACGGACCAACAAACUGCCCAAGAUGACGGGAGAGUUCAGCCUGAGAGCACGUUGUGCAGUGACCAGCGUACCCCCGGUCCCCCUGAGGCCCCUGGGAGCCCGUUUGCGUUCGACAUUACGUGGCCCUAUCCCGGCAAAGAACAGCCUUCCUCUGCUAAAGGGCAGAGCAACACUUUCAGUCCAACCUGUCACAUACUUUAA